Messenger RNA from Postia placenta MAD-698-R-SB12, 357 nucleotides. RefSeq lists its product as hypothetical. The record is from RefSeq and is a predicted model, not a curated record. Lineage: Eukaryota; Fungi; Basidiomycota; Agaricomycetes; Polyporales; Adustoporiaceae. Gene Ontology annotation, cellular component: proton-transporting V-type ATPase, V1 domain; fungal-type vacuole membrane. Bases 1 to 357 code for a protein of 118 amino acids. The transcript has 5 exons. Gene Ontology annotation, biological process: proton transmembrane transport. Gene Ontology annotation, molecular function: proton-transporting ATPase activity, rotational mechanism.
AUGGCGACCGCCGCCAAGGAACGCGACCUCCUUGCCGUCAUCGGCGAUGAGGACACUGUCACUGGCCUUUUGCUCGCCGGCAUUGGACAAAUUAGCCAGGACCACCGGAGAAACUUCCUCGUCGUGGACUCCAAGACGCAGACACCUCAGAUUGAAGCGGCCUUCCAAGAGUUCACAGAACGGAAGGACAUUGCAAUUCUACUAAUCAACCAGCAUAUUGCGGAGAGGAUCCGACCAUCAGUCGACAAGUAUGAGCAGGCAUUCCCAGCACUCCUCGAGAUACCCUCCAAGGAUCAUCCAUAUGAUCCGUCGAAGGAUUCGAUACUCAGGCGCGUGCAGAAACUAUUCGGUGAAUGA